Pochonia chlamydosporia 170 is the source of this 459-nucleotide messenger RNA. RefSeq names its product peptidoglycan-binding domain-containing protein. NCBI's taxonomy places the organism in Eukaryota, Fungi, Ascomycota, Sordariomycetes, Hypocreales, Clavicipitaceae. The transcript is spliced from 3 exons. The coding region runs from base 1 to 459 and encodes 152 amino acids. The record is from RefSeq and is a predicted model, not a curated record.
AUGAAGCUGUUUACUUUUACUGCCGCGGUCUUGGCCGCCUCUACUGCUACUGCAGCCAAGCUUUCCCAGUCUCAAGCCGAAGCCAAGUUGAAGCCGAACGGCAUUACCGCUUCUUCCAGUGGCGGCUGCACCAAUCGGCAGAACAAGAGCUGCACUUCUUAUGAUCAGAUCAACUCUGCCACUGUCGAUGGAGUCAUAACUCUGAAAAAGGCGUCGGGUUGCUCGUCGCUGAUCAUCACCGGCGGCACAGAGAUUGGCCAUGCAUCUGGGACGUACUCCCAUUACAACGGGUACAAGGUGGACUUGAGGCACCAAUCUUGUCUGGACAACUACAUCAAGAGUGCCUUCACCAAGAUUGCGGAUCGCGGGGACGGGUAUCCUCAAUGGAAGGCCAAGUCUGGAAACAUCUAUUGUGACGAGGGGAGCCAUUGGGAUGUGACUUACUACACCUCUGGCUAG